This is a messenger RNA of Mucor mucedo, 368 nucleotides long. RefSeq names its product stress responsive A/B barrel domain-containing protein. The transcript is spliced from 3 exons. Lineage: Eukaryota; Fungi; Mucoromycota; Mucoromycetes; Mucorales; Mucoraceae. The coding region runs from base 37 to 330 and encodes 97 amino acids. The record is from RefSeq and is a predicted model, not a curated record.
AAAACUUUAAGACUUUUUAUCUUUUUUAUUGUUGAAAUGAAGAUUGUUCAUAUUGUUAUUGUUAAAUUCAAGCCCGAGGUUACUGAAGAAGCCAAAGAACAAACCAUCAAGGACGUGUUGGCUUUGAAAGACAGUAUUCCCGAGAUUAUCAUUGCCAGUGCCGGUAAGAACUUUACCGACAGAGGCAAAGGAUAUGAAUAUGGUUGGGUUGUUGAAGUGGAAAGCAAGGAGAAACUUGGCGUGUAUGCUCAACAUCCCGCUCAUUUGGAUUUCCUCGCUCAAUACAAGUCUACUUUUGAAGACGUGCUUGCCAUUGAUUAUGAAUGUUAAAUUUAUUUAUACAUUAUUAAAGACGUUGAUGAUUAUUA